AUGUUUCCGUUCCAAAAAAAGCUGCAGUAAUGUAUAUUUGUCGCGCCGAAAAAUUCAUGCGAAGACUUCUAAACGAAGUUCCUACCUUUUCUGCUGAAUUAAUCACAUCCGAGGCACGUGAUUGGUAUAAACGUUGCCUCGGAAUUGUAUCUGACUUUUAUGAUCCACCACGUCGCCCUUGUUCAUGGGCUGCAUUUACGACCAAUUGUUAUUAUUAUGAAGUUCAUACCAAUAUUCUGGAAAGACCAGAUAUUGAAUAUACAAUUCAAAAAAUUUAUGAAUGUGAAUUAAUUCGCAUAACUCGAUUAGAAGCUGCCGAUAAUGCUGCAAAAGAAGCUCGAUUAAGUCCUAGCUUUUGGAACAAGGCAAUGGUAAAACGACCAAUGGAUGGUGUUUCAUUUGCAACAAGAGUUAGAUGGAUUGCUUCGAAUGGUUGGUUUUCUCUAAAUCAAUUAGCUCAAUCUUGGGUAUACGAUGAAGGUCAAGCUCCGUUAAGUCAACUUGAACCAUAUAUUAAAGAAAAAGUCAAACAAAUGGAAAGGGAAAAGCGUAAAGAAGAUAUCACGUCAAGGAUCAAGGAUCAUCCUGAGUAUCAAAUGAUAUUCAAGGAGGUUGAUGAAGAUCCUGAAUUCUUUUUACGUGCCACUUAUGAAAUUAACACUAUUUAUAAGGUGUCUAAUCUAUAUAAAGCUCAUGUUGAAGAUGUUAAACCAGGAAUUGAUCCCAAUAAAGUUGUAAGACAGGUUAUUGAUCUCAUAAGAGAUGUUAAAACCGGUGUUAUCAGCAAAAGUAGCCUGUUUGUUGCAGAUCGUGAGAGAUUUGCUGAAGAAGAAGAUGACGAUGAUGAUAACGCAGGCGGUGUAAUCAAUGUCGGUGGUGCG
Molecule: messenger RNA, 881 nt
Organism: Racocetra persica
Lineage: Eukaryota; Fungi; Glomeromycota; Glomeromycetes; Diversisporales; Gigasporaceae
Source: the annotation of a GenBank genome assembly